This is a messenger RNA of Onychomys torridus (southern grasshopper mouse), 3654 nucleotides long. It is a transcript of the gene Stambp, whose product is annotated as STAM binding protein. Gene Ontology annotation, biological process: protein K63-linked deubiquitination. Gene Ontology annotation, molecular function: metal-dependent deubiquitinase activity; protein binding; K63-linked deubiquitinase activity. The transcript is spliced from 11 exons. The record is from RefSeq and is a predicted model, not a curated record. Bases 73 to 1338 code for a protein of 421 amino acids. Lineage: Eukaryota; Metazoa; Chordata; Mammalia; Rodentia; Cricetidae. Gene Ontology annotation, cellular component: endosome; cleavage furrow.
UGGGCGUGUCAUCGGAGGUGACGUUUCCGGAAGCUCCGACUGUCAUCCUUCAGGAAAGAACUUACUGGUCCAAUGUCUGACCAUGGGGAUGUGAGUCUCCCACCCCAAGACCGGGUGAGGAUUCUGUCUCAACUUGGGAGUGCGGUUGAAUUAAAUGAAGACAUUCCACCUCGGCGCUACUUCCGUUCUGGUGUUGAGAUCAUCCGCAUGGCGUCCAUUUACUCUGAAGAAGGCAACAUUGAACAUGCCUUUAUCCUCUACAACAAGUACAUCACGCUGUUCAUUGAAAAACUUCCAAAACACCGAGACUACAAAUCAGCCAUCAUUCCUGAGAAGAAAGAUGCGGUCAAGAAAUUAAAGAACGUUGCUUUCCCUAAAGCAGAAGAACUGAAGACUGAACUCUUGAAAAGAUACACCAAAGAAUAUGAGCAGUAUAAAGAACAGAAGAAAAAGGAAGAGGAGGAACUCGCCCGGAAUAUCGCCAUCCAGCAAGAGCUGGAAAAGGAAAGACAGAGAGUCGCCCAGCAGAAGCAGAAGCAGCUGGAGCAGGAGCAAUUCCAUGCCUUUGAGGAGAUGAUCCAGAAGCAGGAGCUGGAAAAGGAGCGGCUAAAAAUUGUCCAAGAGUUCAGGAAGGUGGACCCUGGCCCGUGUGGGCCUCUGCUACCUGAUCUGGAAAAGCCUUGUGUAGAUGUGGUCCCCACGUCACCCACGCAGACUUCAGACUGUAACAGAACCGUGAGGCCAGCUAAGCCGCCCGUGGUGGACAGGUCCCUGAAACCCGGAGCACUAAGCAUCAUAGAAAACGUUCCCACCAUCGAAGGCCUGCGCCACAUUGUGGUACCCCGCAACUUGUGCUCGGAAUUUCUCCAGCUUGCCAGUGCCAAUACUGCCAAAGGCAUUGAAACUUGUGGAGUCCUCUGUGGAAAACUGAUGAGAAAUGAAUUCACAAUUACACAUGUUCUCAUCCCCAGACAAAAUGGUGGGCCUGAUUAUUGUCACACAGAGAAUGAAGAAGAAAUUUUCUUUAUGCAGGAUGAUCUUGGACUCCUCACUCUUGGCUGGAUCCAUACUCACCCAACCCAAACAGCCUUUCUGUCCAGUGUGGAUCUGCACACUCACUGCUCCUAUCAAAUGAUGUUACCGGAGUCCAUAGCAAUUGUCUGCUCCCCCAAGUUCCAAGAAACUGGAUUCUUUAAGUUAACUGACUAUGGCCUUCAAGAGAUUUCAACCUGUCGGCAGAAAGGCUUUCACCCUCAUGGCAGAGACCCCCCUCUGUUCUGCGACUGCAGUCAUGUCACUGUCAAGGACAGGAUUGUGACCAUCACAGACCUUCGAUAAAGCUCAGUCGUGAUCCAGGGAGUUGGCUCAUUGGGUGCCUGCAAAGCCAAAACAGAGCUUUGGAUUCUCUAGAGCUGAAGUGAGCUGCCGUGAAGAAUGCUGGGAACAGAACCCAGAUCCCGUGCAAAAGCAGAAAGUGCUUUUGACUGCUGAGCCAUCUCUAGCCCCCAAACUGAUACUCUCAACCAUACCACAAUGCUGCCUUCCUAAAAUAUACAUAGGCGCGUGCAUUCAGAAAAGGAUGGAUUCGUAUUAAGGGGUAGGGUUAUGAAAUGAUUCUUUAUUUUUCCCCCCCUCUCCUUUUUUCCAUUUUUCCCAACUUGAAAGAACAUAUACUGCAUUUUAACUGGACAAAAAGAAUAGUACCUCCUGUUUCCCAGAAACCAAAACUCCACUGCCCCCUUAAUGUGGGAACCCAGCCAAGACCUGCUUCUCUGAACAGCCUCAGUGAGGGGGCCUUGGUAACACUCUCGGGCAACGCAGCAGACGUAUGUCAUAUAUGGGAACCUUCCACGAGGCUGACCUCACUGCUGGAACUUGUUCAACAUAAACCUUGCCUUGAGAUCUUUGGAAAAAGCCUGGUGGAUGGAGAGCUGAAAAGUGCCUAAGGAGUGAAUCUCUGGUGUUACGCCUGAAGAAGUCGGGGCUGUGCUUCUGGGCUGUUGCUGCUGAGGAGGACUACCUUUCCUGUCACCCUCCUCCUGAGAGGAGCUGCUGCAAUGGCCUACCACUGUUUCUGACUUCUGAGCUUGGUGAGAAUACAGGCAGUUGCUUAAACUGAACACUACAAUUGUUACUGGUGGGUGACGGAAGUGGAACCGUCUCCUACACAAAAGGCAGCGAGGCCAUUAGCUACUCCUCUGCCUGUUCCCUGCCAUUAGAGCUUUGCCACCCCCAACAGUCCUAUGCUCACCUCAUUUUGCCUUGGAAAAAGUUAAUGAUUCUGGGCAUGGUGACACAUGCCUGUCACCCCCAGAACUGUGGAGGCUGAGGCAGGAGGCUCAGCCUGAACUACACAGUGAAACCGUCUUUAAAAUGUCAACGCCAUUGCACUAGAGCAAAGUUCCAUCCUAUUGUGCCAUCCAUGCUGUCUAAGCAUUGGCCACGUGGCCACCUUGAACAGCCUUUAGUCCCUGUUCAGCACACUAGGCCUCUGCGUCCAGAGCGUUUCUGCCCCAGCCUAGUGCUUCAGCCCCUUUUCUGAGACUUGGAGCUUAGAAUUGUCUUGAACUGAUUCAUGGUAGACCCAGGAAAUGGUCACACAGGUAUUUUCAUCCCCAGUGGCAUCGUGGCUUUGAAAGCACACCAUCUCUAAGAACUAUGACACUUGAAGCUUCAGCUGGCCCAGAAAGAGACCACAGAGAAAGAAAGGAAUGUGUGUUAGUUCAAAUACUUUUCAUUGCAUUAACAGAAAAUUCAGCUGUUGGUCAGACAUAGCUGGAUCCAGUGUCCACUGUGACCACAAUUCCCUUGGUUCAGAGUUUGGUUAUUGAAGUGAGUUAUUCCAUUUAAAGUAAUGAAGACAGCUGUAGUUUAAUAACCUAUUGUCCUGAUAAAUCUAGCUGAAAAUGAACUUCUGGGUUUCAACACAACUGUAAUUGAGUUAUUGGGUCAUAGCUUUGGCCACAAUUCAUCCUGGGACUACUGUGCCUAGAAGGAUGGAAUGUUCUGGUUGGUCAGGCCUGCACUGAAAGCCUGUAUCCCAUCUGAGCUGCAUGGUCAGAGAUCAGGGAGCAUUCUUUUUCAAAGCCUGUCAUGACAGCAUUAGAAGCAGAAGUGGAUGCUGAGCAAGGGGAGGCAGCAGCUCCCUCCAACAGAUGCCAAGGAUGAGAAUCUAAGUCUGCCAAUGGCUGUGGUCCCAAAGUGGUUCCGCUUAUCAAGUGCUGUGGAACUUAGGUAAUAACCCCUAGACUAGGGGAAACUGACUCCCUCCACAAAACAUGAGUCAUAGAUCCAGAUCAUGACUCAUUCAAGAGUACUACUGUGUGAAAAAAACAAAACAGAUGUUCUGCCCUCUGCCCUCCAGAGAUAUCACUCCUGUGAUAGCAUGAGAUCAGUCUCCUCCCAAUGUAAACAGGACAGUGACCGGGAGACCCUAAAGAGAGAAAUAUGUUUUGUAUUGUAGUUAAUAUAUUCCACUUUCCAUUCAUUCAGCAAAUAUUUACCAUAUACCUACUAAACACCAAGUCCCAUAGGGUAUGAUAGAGGCAGGCUCUGGAGAACUUCCAGGGAAGAUAUCAGACAGAUCUGGGAUAUAUAAAUUAUUGCAGCCAGGCAGUGAUGGCGCACACUUUUAAUCCCAGCACUCGAGAGGCA